UUCACAGCCAAAAAAUUACAGCUUAAGAACUUGACAUAUACUUACAUAUGUACUAUGUAUUAAACGAAAAAAGUAAUGGGACAGAAUGGUCAUCGACGUAGUGAGACUGUGUCUUGGCGUAAUCAACUUUGUGGGGCAAAGGAAGAACUAUUGUAUUUAUAAUUUAGUUUUACUGAAAAUGGUAAAAAUCACUGCCAAUUUAAAUCAACGACUCUCUCGCACAUUCAGUUCACCCGAUUACGACGAAGAUACACAUACAUAUGUAUACGUAUUAAUAAAAGAAAAAAAUGUAGCCGCAGGAGAGUCAGUUUGUCUCUGUUCCGCUACUAACAUAAAUAACUGAACUUAAGAAAUAAAGGAGAAUAAAAAUCCUUCAUCACGAACAUAACAAAGGCAACUGUGCAUAGCAUCGUUUUGUAUAAAUAGCAGAACAUAUAGUCGAACUGAUAACACAAUCGUCGUAGAGCGAGUACUGGUACAUUGCAAAACCGCAUCACUAGCAGCGCUCUUCAAGUUAUUUAAAAAAAAUGUCUCUAUAUUCGAAAAUUAUAAUGCAGUUCUUCCUUUAUUUGUCGUCCGUUUUGGCGGUAGUCAGUGCCGAUGGUUACUAUUAUGAGAUUCCCUCUACACGCACCGCUCCGCACUGGAAUAGGUUAGCGUCUGCCCAGCAGUAUCAAUAUCACACCCAGGAUGGCUUUGGUCAUUAUUCUUAUGGCUAUGGAGAACCAUUUUCCACAAAACAAGAAGUACGCACUCAAGACGGGACUACACGUGGCUCCUACGCUUAUUUAGACGCCGAAGGCAAAUUGCAGACUGUCACAUAUACCGCCGAUGCCGAUGGCUUCCAUGUAGCGGGUACUAAUUUGCCAAAACAGCGAUCAUCGGCGGAUGGUAGCAUUGCACUCGAGGUACCACAAUCUGUGCAGGAAACACCAGAAGUUGCAGAGGCGCGCUUACAACACUUGGAAGCGCAUCAGCAGGCCAACUUGCGUUUAUACAGAAUUUCCACUCCUAUCUCCUCGAAUUCAAUGUUUGAAAAGGAAUCUAAUGAUGACAAUGUAAAAGUUAUCGACUUACUUCCCCAGCAAGUAGAAGAUACGCCUGAAGUGGCCGCUGCUAAAGCGAAAUUCUUUAAGCGUUACGAGGAGGUGAAGCAGCGCAAUAAUCGAUUGCGCCAGAAGCAGCAGAACGCGGGUUAUGCCUUGGUCAAGUCGCAACCGUUGACUGUGACGGCCCCUUUGAGGAUUUAUAGGCCGACUAUAAUUCCAAGUGGCGCUUUCCGUUAUAAUAUUGUUGUGCCAUCAAAUGAUCGCGAGUACUUGCCUGUCGCUACAUUAAGCUCUAAGAAAAAGUAAUAUUUUGAUUAUUUUCGUUGAUUAAUAAAAGACAAAUGCAAUAACAAUAUGUAUAUAAAAUAAUUUAAA
Messenger RNA from Bactrocera oleae (olive fruit fly), 1424 nucleotides. NCBI's taxonomy places the organism in Eukaryota, Metazoa, Arthropoda, Insecta, Diptera, Tephritidae. The record is from RefSeq and is a predicted model, not a curated record.